Cygnus olor (mute swan) is the source of this 1819-nucleotide messenger RNA. Its product is annotated as cytosolic 5'-nucleotidase 1B-like. Bases 152 to 1222 code for a protein of 356 amino acids. The record is from RefSeq and is a predicted model, not a curated record. Gene Ontology annotation, molecular function: magnesium ion binding; 5'-nucleotidase activity; nucleotide binding. The transcript has 6 exons. Gene Ontology annotation, cellular component: cytoplasm; cytosol. NCBI's taxonomy places the organism in Eukaryota, Metazoa, Chordata, Aves, Anseriformes, Anatidae. Gene Ontology annotation, biological process: adenosine metabolic process; nucleotide metabolic process.
GGGAGGGCCGGGCCGUGCCCGACACAGAGCGAAAGGGAAAGCCACAGCCCGGCCUCCUUCCCCCUGCCCGAGCGGGGCGGAGCGGCCUCCGCCGCUUCCCGGUCCUGGGCUCCGGCCGCGCCCGCUCGGCGCUGCCCCGACCCCGGGAGCCAUGAGCGGCUCCGGGCCAGAGGAGGAGGAGGCCGGGCUGCAGGAGGCCCGGCUGCAGGAGGCCGAGAGGGACUGGGCGGCGGCCAAGGCGUUCUACGACAACCUGGUCUCCAAAAGACCCCGGCCGCCCAAGCCCCAGCACGCCAUCACCGUGGCCGUGUCGUCCCGAGCUCUCUUCGACCUGGUGGAGGAGCGUCGGAUCUACGAGGAGCAAGGGGUGGAGAAGUACGUGGAGUACCAGCAGCAAAACGAGAACGUCACCCUCAAGCCCGGACCGGCUUUCCACUUCGUCAAGGCACUGGAGCAUGUCAAUGCCCGGCUUCUUGAGCUAUACCCUGAUGAUGAAGAAAGAUUUGAUAUUGUUCUGAUGACUAAUAACCAUGCCCAAGUGGGAGUGAGGCUUAUAAACAGCAUUAAUCACUACGGCUUAACAAUUGAACGCUUCUGCAUGACAGGAGGAAAAAGCCCUAUUGGUUACCUGACUGCGUAUCUUACCAAUCUAUACCUCUCAGCAGACUCUGAAAAAGUGCAAGAAGCUAUAGAAGCAGGCAUCGCAUCAGCUACCAUGUUCACUGCCAACAAGGAUGUUGCUUAUUCGGAUACACAGCUGAGGGUGGCAUUCGACGGGGAUGCAGUUCUCUUUUCUGAUGAAUCGGAACAGAUUGUCAAAGAACAAGGAUUAGAUAAAUUUUUUGAACACGAACAGCUGAAUGAGAAUAAGCCUCUUGCACAGGGUCCUUUGAAAGGCUUUCUGGAAGACCUAGGGAAACUCCAGAAGAAGUUCUACGCAAAAAAUGAACGAUUAAAUUGUCCAAUAAGGACCUUUCUGGUCACAGCCAGAAGUGCAGCAAGUUCUGGAGCCCGAGUCCUGAAGACUCUUCGUAGCUGGGGUCUGGAGAUUGAUGAGGCGCUGUUCUUAGCAGGAGCUCCUAAAGGACCGAUCCUGGUGAAAAUACGUCCUCACAUUUUCUUUGAUGACCAGAUGUUUCACAUAGAAGGAGCACAGAAAUUAGGCACCAUAGCUGCACACGUUCCCUAUGGCAUUGCUCAGAAAUACCAAAAAUCUGCGUGACUGGAUGGCACCAUCAAAGAUAAGGUUCUUAACUCAGCCAGCCUCUAAUAUACCAAUAGCUCUUUCUGAAAACCUCUAUUUGUGUACUAUAAGCACUUUGUUGAAAGAUUUGACUUCUGGCUAGAACAACCUUUAGAGGAAAUAUUUUUAAUAUUGUUCAGUUUUUAACAGAGUUAUUUUAAUAGCACUCUAAAGCAGUUUAGUUUUUUGUUUGUUUGUUUGUUUGUUUACCUGUUUGGAUACAACACUGUGUUUUUGAUAUUAGGGAAAGAUUUGUACUGGUUUUAUAGUUUGAAACAGAGACAGAGCAGUUAUAUUUUUUCUAAAAAGUUGCUAAUGGGCUAUUUAAAAGAAAAAAAACAUACUGCAUAUAUAGCCCUUACUGUUUAUUUCUGAAAUUACCAAAACCACAGUUUGCCUAUAUGUUGUUACGUGUUGGUGUUUCCUUGGUAGGUAUGUAUUCAGUAGUUUUGUUACCGUGAAGUUUCAGCUUCUACGGGUCUCCAGUGAAAUGUUAGCUUAUUUGAUAUUGUGUUUACAGGAACACUUUAUUUUUCUAUAUUGUUUUCCUACUAUAAUAAAGCUGGCUUUACAGAA